CAAGAACAAAGAAGAAGGAAAAAGUAGAGCUUUUUUGGGAAUCAGAAUCAUCAUCGAUGGUGAAUCCAAAGCGUGGCAAUAGGUUUUUCAAAUACAGAAUUGUGUAAAUUGCUCUCUAUCUUCUUCUCUUUCAAAUUCUCUUCCUUUUGUUGUAUUCAAUAACUUUUUCCCCACUUUGAUGGGCUGCAACCACAUAUUCUUCUUCUAUCUUUAACUUUUCCCACCAAACUUCUCCUUUUUUUUCUUUUUUUUUGGGUUCUGGGUCUGCUUUUUUGUUGUUGUUGUUGUUGAAUGAAGGUCCGUAAGGGAAGAAGACAGAUGAUUGCGAAAGAGCAAGACGAAUACAAAUUACGCCAACAAGGUCUUGUUUUUCAAAUGGCUUCUCUUUUCCUCUCUUUCGAUUACUCCUUACUCUUCUUUUGGUUGCUCUUCCGCGUUUUCUUAUACGAGAAUCACGAACGAAAACUCCAGAUUUUCUAGCACACCUCUUCUCUCUGCAUCGCCAUCUUGUUUUUUCCCCCAAAUUUUCGAUUUUUUUUUUGUAUAACUUUUGAGAUUCUGAUAGAUCCGGUACGGAGUCAUGUAUAUGGAGAUUUCUUCUGCUUCCGAUGAUUCGAUCGCUUACGUUGAGACAGAUCCUUCUGGUCGCUACGGACGUUUCAGAGAAGUACUUGGCAAAGGGGCGAUGAAGACGGUUUAUAAAGCAUUUGACCAGGUUUUAGGAAUGGAAGUUGCUUGGAAUCAAGUUAAGCUCAAUGAGGUUUUCCGAUCACCUGAGCCUUUACAACGCCUCUACUCUGAGGUUCAUCUCCUCAAGAAUCUCAAUCACGAAUCCAUUAUUCGUUACUGCACGUCUUGGAUCGAUGUCAACCGCAGAACAUUCAACUUCAUUACUGAGCUGUUUACAUCAGGCACCCUUAGAGAGUAUAGAAGGAAGUAUCAAAAGGUUGAUAUCCGGGCAAUCAAGAGCUGGGCACGUCAGAUCUUGAAUGGUCUUGCUUAUCUCCAUGGACAUGAUCCUCCUGUCAUUCACAGAGACCUCAAAUGCGAUAAUAUCUUCGUUAAUGGACACCUUGGGCAAGUUAAGAUUGGUGACCUGGGCUUAGCUGCAAUUCUUCGUGGAUCACAGAAUGCGCACAGCGUCAUAGGAACGCCUGAAUUUAUGGCACCAGAGCUAUAUGAAGAAGAUUACAACGAGCUUGUAGACAUUUAUUCGUUUGGUAUGUGUGUCCUAGAGAUGCUUACCGGUGAGUAUCCUUAUAGUGAAUGCACCAACCCUGCCCAAAUAUACAAGAAAGUUACAUCGGGGAAGUUGCCUGACUCAUUCCAUCUAAUCCAACACACGGAGGCCCAACGUUUUGUUGGUAAAUGCUUGGAAACUGUGUCAAGAAGAUUGCCUGCAAAGGAGCUCUUAGCGGACCCAUUCCUUGCCGCAACUGAUGAGAGAGAUUUGGCGCCUCUUUUUAGAUUGCCGCAACAAUUGGCAAUCCAGAAUUUGGCUGCAAAUGGAACGGUGGUAGAGCAUCUGCCGUCAACGACUGAUCCAACUAGAACAACAGAUAUGUCAAUAACAGGAAAGAUGAACUCAGAAGACCACACCAUCUUCCUUCAAGUACAGAUUCUAGAUGGCGAUGGUCACAUGAGGAACAUUCAGUUCCCGUUCAACAUUUUAAGUGACACACCUCUAGAAGUAGCUUUGGAGAUGGUGAAGGAGCUUGAGAUCACUGAUUGGGAUCCUUUGGAGAUCGCUGCAAUGAUAGAAAAUGAGAUAUCUUUGCUCGUCCCCAACUGGAGGGCCAAUGACUCUUCUAUCCGGCACGAAAGCUUUGGUCAUGAAGAUGAUGAGGACAAUGGCGACACAGAGGGAAGAACGCGCCUUUUCUCCUCUGCUUCUUCCUCUCACGACUCUCCUGUAGCAGUUAGAGAGAACAAUGACGAUUCUAGUAACGAUGUGAUCCCAGAUAUGGAUGAUGGCAAUAGAAGCUCUAACAGGUUGCUGAAUUCUUCAACAUACCACUACUCACCUGCCAUUGAUGAUGAUCAAAAUCAGCAACAACGGAGACGAGUAAGGCUACAACAGAAAAUGAGAUCGCUGGUGGACACGAGAACACAGGUGCUACACCGAUCGCUCAUGGAGUUGAUCAACAAGCGUCGUGGGCGUGGCUUUGACCCGAACACAAACGAGCUACAACCUCAACCGUCGUCCACUGAUUUCAUUCGACGAUGUUGAAAAUAGUAUGAUGAGAGAGCCUAUUUGUGACUCUUUCAUGAUAAAGACAGAUCUUCAUAUUGGUACUAGCAUUUUGAUUUGAUGAUACUAUAUGAAAUAAUUGUUUAGAGUGCUUUGUAUAUAUGAUAUUCUUAGGGAAGUGUUACCUUUUUAGCUCUAUCUCGAUUUGAAAGCGAUGCAAAACCGCUCGAAUUCGAUUUCAAGUACGAAGGUAGCUUCUUCCCUGUGUUAAAGAGACAAUUUAGAUUACAUUUUAUGCAUUUUCCAUU
This is a messenger RNA of Arabidopsis thaliana (thale cress), 2499 nucleotides long. RefSeq names its product with no lysine (K) kinase 5 (gene WNK5). Bases 581 to 2230 code for a protein of 549 amino acids. NCBI's taxonomy places the organism in Eukaryota, Viridiplantae, Streptophyta, Magnoliopsida, Brassicales, Brassicaceae. Gene Ontology annotation, molecular function: protein serine/threonine kinase activity; protein serine kinase activity; ATP binding. The transcript is spliced from 6 exons. The record is from RefSeq and is marked reviewed.